CGAUUCACAAGAACGCUUCGUGUGCGCUCUUAAAUUGCGCGGUUACCAAUUUCCAAAUGAAAGAACAGAUGAUCCCGAGCGAGGCAGUGGUUGCUGUGCUUGACAAAAACACCGGUGAUCAGAGGAGCUUUCUCUUGAAAAUGGUCCAUAUUGUUGCUGUAGGACUCUCUUUGCUAGUGAUCUGGCUUGCUCAGCCUGGAUCAAGUCUGUUUUCGUGGCAUCCAACUCUGAUGGCCUUGGGUUUCAGUUUCCUGAUGCUUGAAGCGAUCCUGAUGUUUUCACCUCAAAGUUCUCUCAUUGCCUCAGCUCCUCGUGCCACUAAGGUCAAACUACAUUGGAUACUUCAAACCUCAGCUGUAGUCGCUGCCGUGGGUGGCUUUGCUGCCAUCUACUAUAACAAAAAUAUUCACAACAAGCUUCACUUUCAAAGCUGGCAUGGAUGCCUGGGGUUAUGCACUGUGAUUCUCAUCUGUCUCCAAUCUCUUCAAGGUGUUGGAGUGUUGUACUCCAAGCUACCACUUGCCAGUAUGAUGAAGCCUAAACAAUUGAAACAACUUCAUGCCAUGUGUGGUUCACUAGUGUAUCUUGUUGCCUGUAUCACUCUUUGCCUGGGUUUUUAUUCAAACUGGUUUGUGAAGAACACCAACAUCUAUGUCCAGGGGGGGAGUGUAAUGUCAGCUAUAUGUCUGGGCAGUAUUGUGAUAGGGCAAGUUUAUACAGAGUAUGGCUUAAAGAGACGUCCAGGAACAUAAUUUAAUUGAAAAUAGGUUCAGCUAACAUCUCUGUGAAUGGACAGCCUUGGAAAGCAUAAAAAAUACUCAUAAAUUAGGCUGAUCACCGCAACAAUUUUCAGAUACAGCAGUUCAACUUUGACUAAGUUUGUUAACUCUUAAGCUCUCAAGAUUCAAUUGUAAGUUCCCCUCUAGCUGCAAUAUAUUUCCUUCUAAAUCAGUUUCAAGAAUUAGUUGUUAGAUCAAGAUAAAAAGUUAUACCUGAUAAGUUUGAAUAUUCUCAUUACCUGUUUUCAGGGUAAUGUAGGGAUACUUUAGGGAGAACUUACAUGCCAAUCACUUCUGAAAGUUAAAGCUGUUGUUAGUUGAAGGAAGACUGUCUGUCUUGGAGAGCAUUUGCAAUUCAACAUCUUAAGAUCAUAACAUAUAUUAAAUAUACUCUGUUUACAUGCAAGUGUAAUGAAUGUGAAGGAUUCAGAAGACUAAACCUGUCAACUACUAGUAUAACAUAGCUAGUAAAUUUGUGUAAUCAAAUCAAAUUGUGCAAACAUGCUUCAUACUCCUAUUGUGCCCGCUCACGAUGUCAGCAAACAAAUCCCUCAAGAAAAAAAAUUUUCCUUCGGGUUGAAAAUGUUAUAAAAGAAUUGGUUCAUACAUCAGCUGUGCAUUCAUUGAGAUAUGAAGCACUUGGGAAGUUUGGAGAACACUCGAGAAGCUAGAGUUGCUCUCAGCUACGCCUCCAGCAACUCCUUCACAUCUUUUGUACUCUCCAAACUUCCUGGGUGUUUCAUAUCUCGAUGAACGCACGCUGACGUAUGAACCAAUUGUUAAAAAAGCAGGUAUUAAAUUCUUUCAGCUGCUAUGAAUACAUUUCUUUGUUAACCCUCUAACUCCCAAGAUCUCUUUAGUAAUUCUCCUUACUGUCUGCCAUAUAAAUCUUGUGAUGUUAGUUCAGAGCAUUUGGUAUGGGAUCAACCAAUAAUCCCCUAAUAUAUAUCUUUCUUUGAUCUCAUCACUUGUCUGUUUGAUAUUGUAAGGAGAAAUUCUGUCUUGGUCACUCCUGGGAGUUAAAGGUUGAACAGCUCCAAAAAAUUUGGUGUCAUUGCUUUGAAAACAAUGUUUUUCUCUUAUCAGUUGUUUUCCAGUACUAAGGGAAAAUAAUAUUUUUAAUUGGUUCAGGAGUAGAAGGAUCGAAUGCUUGUUAACAAUGCAUUUGAUUGUUUUUCAACUGGUGCUUCUAGCUUUACCUCGCACUGCUGUUUAAAAUAUUUUUGAGGGAAAGUUUGACUGAAGAAGCCAGUUGUCCUUACAGUACUGAACAACAAAAUGUUGCUCCUAUCUGCAAUAAUGUAUCAAGUAAUCAUUUAUGUAUGGCUAUCACUUUGAAAAUAAAUAAACCAUUAUAUAUUCA
Messenger RNA from Pocillopora verrucosa, 2142 nucleotides. RefSeq names its product transmembrane reductase CYB561D2-like. Gene Ontology annotation, molecular function: heme binding; transmembrane monodehydroascorbate reductase activity. The record is from RefSeq and is a predicted model, not a curated record. NCBI's taxonomy places the organism in Eukaryota, Metazoa, Cnidaria, Anthozoa, Scleractinia, Pocilloporidae.